CUCUCGGGCCCUGGCGGGCGGACAGGAACUCACUCACUCUUGACCUCUCUUGGCACAAUAAAAAUUUGUUAGCUGUGCACAGACGGGCAAAAGGCUGGUGAUUGUUGCUGAUAAAUCAAACUAACUGCUCCUAUUAGCCUUUUCAUCCUCAUACUGUCUAAAUCCUUAUGUAACCUCUUUGUCAGGUCAGGAAAUGGCUACGUAUCAGUUUUCUUUUUCUUCAAACAGAAAUCAUUUAAACUCGGCGGCACACGAGAGACUCAACAGUCCAGCUUCUACAGAGAGAGUUGCUUUUGUUCUGCAGAAAUAAUGGAAACAUAAAGGGUGAGUGUUUCCCACUAUAUGAAGGCGGAGCUUUUUCCCCAAGGUCCUGAGCCAAACUGGUGUUAUGUAACUGAUUCACUGCUUCUCACCCUGACGUUGAAUUACUCCAAAGUUUACAGCCAGUCAGAGCAUGGGAUAAUAUCAUGAGGGCUCAGUUCUGCAGAUGAGGAGGAGAGGAGUUUAGGGAAAUUGGCAUUAAGAGCAGAUUUUCAGCCAAAGAUCUGUCUCACAAAUUGAAAACUGACCUUAAACACUGCCAAGGAUCAAGUUCUUGUUGGUUAAUAUUCAACUCUGGCAGCUUCUCACUGCGCCUGAAGGGGGAUUUGGAAAUGGCACUUUAGAUUUUGGGAGCAGUCAGACACACUGAACAUGGGCAGCGGUCCGAGCCGAGGGAAGAAGGUCGCUCCUGCUUGUAUGAGCGAGGUGAACGUGACCAAAACUACCGCCGGGGUCCCGUCACCCAAACAGGACAGCCGCAUAUUCAAACCCCUGAAGAUCCACGCGGUUUUACGCAACGCGCGCAACAGUGCGCAACCGGACUGCCACAGCCAGGGGCCCGACUCCGACUUCUCCGGGGAAGACGAUGACAUCGACGCAGAGCUGGACACGGUUCUCGCGGACUAUGAGGAGCGAGAGACGAUCCCCGUUAAGAAACAACCUCCCAAGAAGACUUUUAUGAAAUCCAAAACAUACGGACUGUGCCACUUCGGCCGGGAGGACACCGAGGACGAAGUCAGCGCGGCUCCUCGGCUCAGCGCUUCGGGAAGAGACGAGGAGCCACGUGGCUCCCGCGGAGGAUCCGAAGAUGUAAACAAGAGGAGCAAUGAUGCCUUCACACACUUAAAACACCACACAGUGUGCACCAGUCAGCACCAUUCCUCGUCCUCUUCCUCCUCACGGGGCUUCUUGACAAGAGGGUCUCUGCUGGACUCAGUGCCCACAUCAGAAAAACAAUCGACUUUUGGCAGCUGCCACAGCUCCUCUCUCACCAUGCCAGUCAUCCUGUACGAUGGAUCUGAAGAGGAGCUGAUGGACACUAUUGAGCGAGAGUUUAGUUGACCCCCAGCUGAGGAGCUACUGUACCGAGGAUUAUGUCUUUAUAUGGGAUACAUUGGUUUGAGAGAGGGAACCAGGGUUGAUUCAGACAAACUCACUGCGUCACAGGGAAGGUUACACUUCACUGUAUUCAUGCAGGGCUUCCUGGGUAAAUUUGACGCACGCAGCUGAACCCCCCCACACCUUUGAAUUUACACAAGUCUUACUUAACAACAAGAGACAGUGUAAUUCCAGAGUUAAUACAACAGCAGCCUGAACACAUGCCAGGAGGUUUUUCCUCUCAGACACCAGAGCUGUUGACUGACAGAGGCCUGCUUGGUUUGUUGUCUGCAGUGGUGAGGUUUCACCUUCUCAGUCCCGCCGGCCUCCCACAGAGCAUGCACCUUAUUACUUAACCUUACUUUAACUUGUCUGUUAAUAGGUGAAGGAGUGAACGCAGACAUUUUUCUAUUCGCUCAAACUGCACUUCUGCACAUUUGAGCACAUUCUUAAGGACCUUAUAUAUGCAAAGAUAACAUUUUCCACCAGCAGCAAAGUUUAGGGUUAUAUUUUUUCAUGAGUGGCAGCGACCCAUGCAAAGGUAUGAGCUGACAUUGUUUAUUUAAGGUUUCCUUCCUGACCACAGUUCCUGCUUUUCUCCACCCUAAAGAAGAAGGAAUGUGUGGCAACACAGAGACUCUGAGUCAGACUCAGUUUGACACAUUGAAGCAUAAAGGCCUGCUGCCCCCCAGUGGUGGAACACGACCGAGGUAGACAUGCAUGAAAGAUUCUGUAAAAUCUUCAUCAUCAACAUGUCACUGUUUAAGGAAAUAGGAAUUUCAACCAGGAGAAUUUUGUAAUUUUUGGUUUAUAUUGCAAUAAAAAAUUUACUAGAUCAUGUGAUCGUGGUGGAGAGAAACUGUGUGUGUGUGACAACGUGUCCAACCAGGAAAAAGCAGCUUUUUUAAAAUGUUCUUUUGAAUGUAAGGCAGCGUAAAGUCUCUAAAGUU
Messenger RNA from Paralichthys olivaceus (Japanese flounder), 2369 nucleotides. RefSeq lists its product as uncharacterized. NCBI's taxonomy places the organism in Eukaryota, Metazoa, Chordata, Actinopteri, Pleuronectiformes, Paralichthyidae. The record is from RefSeq and is a predicted model, not a curated record.